Clupea harengus (Atlantic herring) is the source of this 1783-nucleotide messenger RNA. RefSeq names its product E3 ubiquitin/ISG15 ligase TRIM25-like. The transcript has 5 exons. The record is from RefSeq and is a predicted model, not a curated record. The coding region runs from base 30 to 1358 and encodes 442 amino acids. NCBI's taxonomy places the organism in Eukaryota, Metazoa, Chordata, Actinopteri, Clupeiformes, Clupeidae.
AGCACGUGUGUGCCUGUGUGGUAGGUGAAAUGGCCAGUGCUUCAGUGUUUCAGGAUGAGUUCUGCUGUUCUAUCUGUCUGGAUCUUCUGACGGAUCCGGUGACUGUUACCUGUGGACACAGUUUCUGUUUGAAGUGUAUUACAGGGUGCUGGGAUCAGGCAGACCAUAAGGGUGUUUACAGCUGCCCCCAGUGCAGAGAGACCUUUACUCCUAGACCUGUUAUUCGCAGAAGCACAUUGCUGGCUGAUGUUGUGAAAAAGCUGAAGAAGACCGAUCUCCUAACUGAUGCUACGACUCCUUGCUACGCCGGACCAGACGAUGUGGAGUGUGAUUUCUGUACUGGGAGCAAACACAAAGCCAUUAAGUCGUGUCUAACAUGCCUGGUUUCAUAUUGUGAAGUUCACAUCCAGCCUCACUACGAAGUGCCUCGCCUAAGCAAGCACAAGCUAGUGAAUGCCUCCUCACAGCUACAAGAGAAGAUCUGCUUACAACACGACAAGAUCAUUGAGGUGUUUUGUCGCACAGAUCAGAAGUUAAUAUGUAUGCUCUGUUCAAUGGAUGACCACAACGGACACAAAACUGUCUCCGCUAUAGCAGAACGAACUGAGAAGCAGAAAGAGUUGUUGGAGAUGAAGAGGGAUAACCAGAUGCAGAUCCAGCAGAAGGAGAAGGAGGUGGAAGAGGUGAAAGGGGCUUUGAAGUCUCUGCAGGCCUCUGCGCAAAAAGCUGAUGAGGACACAGAGAAGAUCUUCACUGAGCUGAUCAGCUUCAUGAAGAAAAAACGCUCUGAAGCGAAAGAGUCGAUCAGAGCUCAGGAGAAGGCAGAGAUGGGUCGAGCUGAAGGACUCCUGGAGCAGCUGGAGCUGGAGAUCGCUAAGCUAAAGAACAGAGAUGCUGAGAUGGAGCAACUCCAGCCAAUUGAGGACCCCGUUGAUUUCCUCCAGAGAUUCCAGCCACACCUCACCUCCUCACCUGUGGCUAAGAACCUUCCCAAGGUUACUUUUGAAACAAAGUUCUCCUUCCGCGAAGUGAUGAAAUCAGUGUCUCCGUCUCUGGAAGAGAAAACAAAAGAGUUUCACCAGGCAAUACUUAAAGUCACGGGCUUCAUGAAGGGGGACACGGUCAAACUGAGGUCCGUCAGGAGACCGUACUCUAGAUACAGGUACAACCAAAACACUGAGGCGAAAGAGUCGAUCAGAGCUCAGGAGAUAGAGGUGAGUCGAGUGAGACAGAAGCAGCUAGAGCUGAAGAUCGCUAAGCUAAGCAACUCCAUCCAAUUGAGUGGUGUGGGUGAGGUAACAGGUAAGACCCUUUUGGAUUUACACUCAUUUUCAUCACAUGCAGAAGUACUGAUGUAAAUGAUUCAUGUGGACAAUAUAACAACAAAUAAAUUAUCAUUUUUUUCCCAUGAGAAUUUGUAGAAAAAGAAACUUAUUACCAAUCAUAUACAGUACUACUGUUGUGUUAAAUGAAUGAUAAAUGGAUUCUCUUAUGUUCUACAGGGCUCGAUACCGUGACCGUACACUUUCCUGAGCACCCUGGUUGGAGGGGGAGUUAUUCUAAGCUGGAACUGAGAGAAAGAAAGAUCCAUGAUAAUAAUGAUGAUAAUAAUCUCUGACAUAUUUUCUUUCCCUGACAUUUAUUUUGUACCGACCAAAACCACCCUGUCCCUCUAUCCUAAUGCUCUGCUGAUGCUCUAUGCAAAUACCUUCGACAUUUAUUUUAUGUAACAUUAUGAACCGCUGCAAAGAUCACAUCUUGAAAAUCAUUCAUGAAUCGAUUA